Messenger RNA from Vombatus ursinus (common wombat), 306 nucleotides. Its product is annotated as lysozyme C-like. Lineage: Eukaryota; Metazoa; Chordata; Mammalia; Diprotodontia; Vombatidae. The transcript has 4 exons. Gene Ontology annotation, molecular function: lysozyme activity. Gene Ontology annotation, biological process: defense response to Gram-positive bacterium; defense response to Gram-negative bacterium. Bases 1 to 306 code for a protein of 101 amino acids. The record is from RefSeq and is a predicted model, not a curated record.
AUGAAUAAGAUGUUCAGGGUAGGGAUGAGUGAUUUGAACACCACAGCUACACACUAUAAUCCUGGAGAUCAAAGCACUAAUUAUGGGAUAUUUCAGAUAAAUAGUCACUACUGGUGUGAUGAUGGCAAGACACCAAACACAAGGUGUGAAGUUACUUGCUCAGAAAUUCAGAAAGAUAACUUUGUUAAAGCAGUAAACUGUGAGAAGAAGAUUGAAGCUUGGCAUGGCAUGCAGGCAUGGUUAGGCUGGCAAAACAAUUGCACAGGAAGAAUUGUUUCCAAGUAUCUUGAAGGUUGUCAUCUAUAA